Molecule: messenger RNA, 2088 nt
Organism: Penicillium vulpinum
Lineage: Eukaryota; Fungi; Ascomycota; Eurotiomycetes; Eurotiales; Aspergillaceae
Product: Major facilitator superfamily domain general substrate transporter
Exons: 4
Coding region: 1-2088 (695 amino acids)
Biological process (GO): transmembrane transport
Cellular component (GO): fungal-type vacuole membrane
Molecular function (GO): transmembrane transporter activity
Source: RefSeq, a predicted model, not a curated record
AUGGGCCAGCCAAAUAUAUCCCAGGGCAAUGCAGCCGGAACAUACUUGACGGCCGCCGCUUCGUCCUAUACAACGUCGGCCACUACCUAUCCUACUCUUACCGAAGAAUCUCCGCUAUUUGUUCCCUCAAAUUCUCAUCAACAAGAUGAGGACCGCAAAGCUGAGAAUAACGAAAUCCCUGAUGGAGGUCUCGUGGCCUGGACCCAGGUUCUGACAGGACACUUAGUCGUGUUCAAUGUAUGGGGCUAUAUCACAUCGUAUGGAUUCUUCCAGGAAUACUACGUUCAAACUCUCGAUAUCAGCCCAGCGAAUGCAUCUUGGAUCGGAGCGGUGCAGAUGUUCCUCGUCCAUUUUCUGGCCUCUCUCUCAGGCAGAGCAAUGGACGCGGGUUAUCUGAGACAAUGUAUCACUCUUGGAUGUUUUUUUCAAGUUGCAGGAGCAUUGGCCACCUCAUUCGGCACAAAGUUAUGGCAUUUUUGGCUAGCGCAAGGCAUCGUCAGUGGGAUUGGCCACGGACUUGUCUUCAGCCCCAUGAUUUCGCUGUACGCGACAUACUUCAACUCCAAGCGAGUGAUGGCCGUCUCGCUGGCUUCUUGUGGAGCAGCGACUGGAGGGAUGGCAUUUCCUGUGGUCGCUUACAAGUGUUUCGACAAUAUUGGAUUUGCAUGGACUGUCCGGAUCAUGACUGCCAUUAUCCUGUUCAACAGCAUUAUAAUUGUCAAGUACACCAGAUCUCGGAUUAUACCUCGGAGUCCUCCUCCCUGGAUUGAUUUCAGUGCGUUCCACGAACGCCCUUACCUCCUUUUUUCGAUCGGCUCAUUCCUGAUCUUCGAAGGUAUUUACUUUGCAUACAUAUAUCUUAGACAGUAUGCCCAAGCUCACACAGGAUUUACUGCAUCAGAUUCACUUCUCCUCCUGAUCCUGAUGAACGGCGUUGGUGUUCCGUCCCGCAUCGCAUCUGCAUUCGUGGCAGACCGGUGGCUGGGUGCGGUAAGGACUUGCAUUGCAGUCUCAAUCCCUUGCGGUAUCGCCAUUCUAGGGUGGAUUGGUGUACACACCCAUGUUGGCAUGUUCAUUUGGGCCACGGUCUAUGGGUUACUGGUUAAUUGUGCGCAGAGCCAAUUGCCCGCUGCGAAUGCGUACUUUGGAUCCAAAGACCCGGAGAAAUCCGGAACACGUGUUGGGAUGAUCACCACGAUCAAUAGCAUUCCACUAUUAACUGGGCCGUAUAUAGCAGGACAGCUAAUCGCGUUACGGGAAGGCGAUUACUUACCUUUUCAUUACCACCUUCCAUUGUUCCCAGGGUUCCAACUGCUGGACGUGGCCGCCCCACUGGACAUUCUCAACAUCCGUACCCAGUACCCUGACACAUCAGCCAUCACUCUGACUGUAUCAGCUGCAACUCUCGACCCGGUCUCAGUGAAACCAAUCCCACCUGCUAGAGCCAAAUGGCGAUUUGAUCUGCCCGCCUCAAACAUCAAUACAGCUUGCAACCAGCAAAUUUUGCCACAAUGUACCUUUGCUGACGUGAUCUCUGCCCUGAAAGCGGGGAAAGUUGCCGACGAUGGCAGUGGCGAGUUCAAACCUAUUGAUGUGUUGAUCAUCCCAGGUGGCCCCGGGACACGUUUGAACCGUGUUUACAACACUAGUACUACAUCCGAUGAGGUUAAAGUCUCUAACACAAAAGAGGUUCAGGAUUUUCUCAUCGCUGCUGCACCCUAUGUCCGCCACAGCAUCAUUACUGUCUGCACGGGCAGCCAUCUCCUCUCGCAGACUGGUCUUCUGGAGGGACGCCAGGUAACUACGAAUUCAGCUCGCUAUGACGAUGUCAGUAAACAAACGAGCGAUGUGAAAUGGCAGCGCAAUAGACGAUGGUUGCGUGAUAGUAUUCCUAAGGAUGCGGUGUCUGACGGCCUGUCGUUCCUGCCUGGGAUUGAGAUAUGGUCAUCUGCUGGAAUAACUGCAGGUAUUGAUGUGAUGCUGGAGUUUAUUUCGGCGCAUUACGGUGGCAUCGAAGUCGGAAUCGAGACUGCAAGGCGGAUGGAGUAUCGCUGGGAGCGAGAGAAGGAAGCUUCUUACUUCCUGUGA